UUGCGUGCGAAGGACUCGACAUAUCAUUCAGAGGAAUCCGCCACCUGAAACGCGAGGAAGUGAAGGCGACUCAAUUGGGUAUAAAGCAUCAGCCAACAUCUGCCCCGAGCAGUGUGGAGCUGAUGAAAACAUCAGCUCGGAGCUCACGCCGCACUCUCUGCGCUUUUAUUUCGUUUAUCUUGGAUUUAUCGCAGUCGGUGCACCCUGGGAGACGCAUCUCUUUUCUGCGCGUAAAGUCAAUGUGACUCAACAGCCAAACACUAUACUGGAAUUAACUGAAGCCCACGGAUAUUCUCGCGCACCUGUUACCUCCACGGAGCGCACGAUCAUGAUCCCUCCGGGAGACUGCAUGUAUGCGGGCAGAAAGAGGAGGAAGCCCAUCCAAAAACAGAAGCCGUCGGCUGCCAGUGAGAAAACCAACCCGUCCAAGCGGCACCGGGACAGGCUGAAUGCUGAACUGGACCGGCUGGCCAGCCUGCUGCCGUUCUCGCCGGAUGUGAUCUCUAAGCUGGACAAGCUGUCAGUGCUGCGCCUUGCAGUUUCCUACCUCCGCGUCAAGAGUUUCUUCCAAGGUAAAGGAGCGACUCAAGAGAAAACCUCCAGGAAGCACAACAUCAGCACAUCAUCCUCUAACCCUGAACCCAGGAAAGAGAGCCUUCCACUGGGCACCAGCGUCAAUGAAAGCAGCCUCCUGCUGGAAUCUCUGACAGGUUUUGCCCUGGUGGUGAGCAGUGAUGGGAUGGUUUUUUAUGCUUCCUCCACCAUUGUGGACUAUCUGGGAUUUCAUCAGACUGACGUGAUGCACCAGAAUGUGUUUGACUACAUCCACAUAGACGACCGUCAGGAGUUUAGACGCCAGCUGCACUGGGCCAUGUGUCCUCCACAGCAUCAGGGGACAUCAACACACCAGGAAAACCAGCUGGCUACAGGAACUGGUGAAGACUUUGUAGUGAGCAGCCUGUUCCAUUCACAGGAGGCAGGGGAAAUCUCUUCUGAGCUCUCCUGCUUUCUCAACAGAUGUUUCAUAGCCAGAGUUCGAUGCCUCUUGGACAGCACCUCUGGAUUCUUGACUAUGCAGUUCCAGGGUCGAUUGAAGUUCCUCCAUGGCCAGAAAAAGAAGUCAGCAUCUGGGGCUCUACUGCCUCCUCAGCUGGCUCUGUUCUGCAUAGGUGUGCCACUCUUACUGCCCUCCAUCACUGAGAUGAAAAUGAAAAACAUGUUAAUGCGAGGAAAGACCAAGGGUGGAGGAGGAGGGAUCAUCUCUGCCAUGGAACACAGUGAGCGUGGGGAACACCUCCGGAGGCACUCCUACAGUGGAGGAAUGGGGGACAUUGCGGACCCUCUCCUCCUCUCCUGCCCCACGCCUGGUGCCACCCAGCGAGGUCACCACACUCCCUGGACUCCGCUCUCCAAAGACAACCUCAAGUACCGCCCCGAUGGUUACUACAACCAGGAGGAGCCCCUCAACUACUGCAAGUCCUCCAUGGCUCCACAUAAGGGUCUGAGCCCGGGCCUGGGUGGUGGGUGGCCCCUGCGGCAGAACUCAGGUCCCAUCAGAGCAGGCCAGGGUGUCGGCUACAUCCCCUCUAACCGCUUGAACAAGACCGGCCAGUACGGGAAGCCAUACCGCCUUUCCCCGAACUGUCACAGCAGCAGAAAUGGUGAGGUGUUUGUCUCCAGGCUCUACGGGAAUGUCCAGAUUCCGGCAGACCCAGACGCCUACUGUGUGGAUCUGGUGAAGAGCGAGAACGGCUACGGAGAGUGCUACGAUGGCCACCUGAUGCCCGAGAUGCCACCCAUCAAGAUAGAGCACGACUCGGACUCCGAGAACGGCUGCGACGCGUACGGACGACCCUGGGCUUGCCGCGACCCGGCUGCCAUCGACCGACGCUAUGGUAACGGGGUGUACGACCCAAACACUGGCCUGCAGCUCAAAUCCGAGGCAGAUUAUUACGACCCUCAGUACUCGCCCUGUCAGCGAGGGAAAGCGGGAAUCAGCCCACCGUACAACAACGGCAACUACCAGAACUAUGCAGUCAACAACGGUGGGAACAACUCCACACGUCUCCUAAAGUGUGACAAAGACUUGGGGAAUAACAAUGACUCCAGCCAGUUUAGCCCUCAGAGACUCUCUCACUCAGACUCUCUAUGCAGCAACCAACCCGUCAACCUCAUGGACUCGCACGUGUAUUCACAGGACCCGCACAAGGCCUACAUGCACCCGGACUACAACAAGCAUGGCACUUAUGAGUUCAAAGGUCACGGUUUGAUCCAUUCGAUCAAGCGGGAGCCCAUGGACUCUCCCCCCUGGUCCGAGAGCGGCCACGACAUGAACCAGUCCAUGAUGGUUGGUCCAAGGAACGUUAUGCCCUGUGUGAUGAGCACAGGGCACCACAAGUCCAGCCCCUACAUUUAUAUGCCCUAAGAGUGACUGGUGCAUUACCCACACAGAAACACAACCACAGAUACUUACCUGCCUCCACCCCAGACUCACUCCAUACGCACAAAUGUUAGAGUACUUCGUCUUAUCGUUUUCAUACACAUGCACCAGCGUUACAAGAGUUUCUGCUUACGAGGAUUCCCAGGAUGUCAAGUACUUCUUCUUCUGUGUGAUGAAGAGGUCACAAACAAGGCUCAGGUUCUAGCGUCAGUGUUGUGACAAUCAGAAAUAAUACUUUCAAAUCCAGCUCAUGGAUUUGUUUUUAAGGAAUACGUUUUGUAGUUGGUUCCAAGCACUUUUGGAUUUAGUGACAAUGAGACAAAUUAUGUCUAGAAACACAAUUUUAUUUUUGGUUUCUAUGUUGUGCACUCCUGGUUUUUGUGGGAGAAACAAAGAUUUUGCUGUAAAAAGAUUUUUUUUUUUUUUUUACUUUGUACACAGGAGAUGACUUACACCAACUGCUGGGCUUAUUGGAGUGAGACGGCUGAUUUUGAGACUAUGUUGAUGAGUCAGUGAUAACAGCUUAAAGAACAACUGCUGGUUUUGCAUGUUUUAGUGCUUUAACUAUAAAUACCUUUGUCAUAACUGCCUCCAGUGAUGUAUGAAUGGAAUCUGCUGGUUUCUAUGCAUUAUAGAAUCGUAUUAAAUCAACUUGCAGAGACUUGAAACUUACUUGCUAUCCAUUGCAGUUAAAAAAAAAAUUUAUCAAAGUUAUAUGCUUUUCGCAAGAUGUGCUUUGAAAACACUCCUUGUUCAUGCACUCUAGGACACUUUUAAUGCAUGACAACCAAAUUCACAUUAUCCUUUUACACAACAUGCUUGUUUGCUUAGUGUUUGUGUUCUGAAUUAGAUUUUCCAAGAACGCAUCUACCAACGCAGUGCUUUUGUCAAGGCAUCCUGGAGCAUACCACUGACGACAGUUUUGAAAAUGGUCCCUGCUUGCUGGUGAAUCAAGUAGAAAACUCCACCGCAGUCACAAACAAUUCACAGUUAACGGACCAAAACAUGUAAAACUAUCAGUCAGGCAAAAGCUUAAAGUAUUUGUUUGUUACACUAGAAGCAGCAUCAUCACAGACCUGUGACGUGCUGCUCGGUGUUUGAUCAGAAGCUCUGAUCUCCUUGUGGAAGGGAUAAAAACAAAAUUGUAAUGAGGAGCGCACUAUAUAAAAGUUAUUGAAGUUCAGAAGCAAGUCACGGUUAACAUUUAACAGCACUGAAUUAAGAUGAUAGGUGAAAACAACUCAAAACAUGUUGAAAUUGCCCUUUAAAUUGCAGGACAUGCAGUGGUUUUGGUCCUAAGGAAGAUGCUCUGCACCACUCUGACUAUAUUUAUUAUCAGUUAAAGGUUUGUUCAGAUGAGAUAGACGUGUUAGUUUAAAGAAAACAUUUUAUUGAAUUUGAGUCUUCUGUCGAUGUGCACAACAAAGUCAAUAUUUUAGGUCAUAAAACUCCUGUUGAACAAACAAUGUUAAUUUAUGUUAAGCUAAUGUUGUACAGUUUAGAUUAGUGUUUAUGACAAGAUCAGCAUUUCCGCUCAGCCUCACGUCUCACUGCAGAUAUGACACAUUUCCUUUGAAAUGAAUAUACACUUUUCAUGUUGUCUUUUCAGUCCAAAAAACAUCAGACGUUGUCCUCACAUCAGUAUUUUUGCACAAAUGAACUAAAAGCACCAAAUUGAUUCAAUGUCAGUCUCAGUUCAGUGAAGCUACCGUCGUAGUUUCUAAAUUGCACUACUGGGAGUAGUUCAGUUGAAGUUCAGCCUACCCAGACAGGUUUUUUUUUUUGAGUCGACACGCACAACUGUACAUGGUGUCACUGUUUUGGAUUUGUCUUUUUCUCUCUCUGUGUGUUCAUUUCAGUAAAUGUUUGAUGAUUCGUAUUUAUUGUAAGAGGCAAAAUUGUAUAAUUUAAAAACUACAGUUUUGAAGGCUUUUCUGUUUUACUAACGUGAAUAAAUAUGGCUUUUUUUUCUUGCUAUCUUUUUGAUAAUUGUUGAAAAGACUGUCAUACAUGUCUCAUGGAGGAGGUAGCUGCAAGGUAGCGAACACAGUGUAUAUAUGCAGUGUCUUCCAAUGUUUCUACGUGUUUUUGCAAAUGGGACUUAUCUAUUAAAAUAUCUUUCUUUAUAUGGAAA
Molecule: messenger RNA, 4574 nt
Organism: Amphiprion ocellaris (clown anemonefish)
Lineage: Eukaryota; Metazoa; Chordata; Actinopteri; Pomacentridae
Gene: ahrra
Product: aryl-hydrocarbon receptor repressor a
Exons: 9
Coding region: 329-2425 (698 amino acids)
Biological process (GO): regulation of transcription by RNA polymerase II
Cellular component (GO): nucleus; aryl hydrocarbon receptor complex
Molecular function (GO): nuclear receptor activity; protein dimerization activity; transcription cis-regulatory region binding
Source: RefSeq, a predicted model, not a curated record